Molecule: messenger RNA, 1270 nt
Organism: Diabrotica virgifera virgifera (western corn rootworm)
Lineage: Eukaryota; Metazoa; Arthropoda; Insecta; Coleoptera; Chrysomelidae
Product: serine/threonine-protein phosphatase 6 regulatory ankyrin repeat subunit C
Exons: 5
Coding region: 192-1124 (310 amino acids)
Cellular component (GO): cytoplasm
Molecular function (GO): protein binding
Source: RefSeq, a predicted model, not a curated record
AACCUUUGCUUUGGCAAUUAACAAUUAAGCAAAAAAUAUACUAGGUAGUUUAUUUCACCGUAGUCACAUAAAUGGCAAUUAUUUCUUUUCUAAUAAAUAAUAACCCAUAAUUAGGCAUUUGAAGUAUAAAAAAAAUUUAUGGGUCGUUCUAUUAAUUUUCUAAUGAGAGAUAGGAGCCUACGAAUAUCCAUAUGACGAGCGAAGUGUGCGAAAAUGAUCCACAAAAUGAAGUAACAAUAAGUAAAAGAGCUACAAAGCAGUUUUUCCAAGCGGUGCUUGAAUGUAACUUGCCAAUUGUUACGAAGUUUGUAGAGGUUGGAAUCAAUGUUAACUUAGAUAUCGAGGAUGGUAAUACAUCUAUUCACGUUGCUGCAGAGAAGUGUGAUAUCCCGAUACUGAAGGUGUUGUUGACUGCACCUAAUGUUAACCUAAAUAAGAAAAACCGGAGAGGAUUAACGCCACUAAUGCUAGCAUGCAUUGUAAAUUGCAGAGGGGCCGUUCAAGUUCUUCUACAAAAGGACGCAGAUCCGAAUAUCCUGACGCACAAUGGCAAUAGAGCUUUACAUAUAGCAUGUCGAAACCAUAAUAUGGGCAUAGUGUUCGAUUUAGUAAACAACGGAGCUGAAAUUAACGCACCGAAUGUAUUCGAUGUUACGCCACUGUCCGUUUGCGUAAUAGAUUACCCUUCUAUGCCAAUUGCGAAGUUUUUGAUGAGAAAAGGGGCGUUUAAACAAGGAUGUAAACGUUUUCCACUUUUAUUAGAAGUCGCCUUAAACUGCAACACGCUUGACAACCUUCGCAUAUUCAAGAUCCUAGUAUCCAGCGGUAUGGACAUCCACCAGAUUCAUCCAAUAGAACUUCGAAACUGUCUGCACUACGUCGCAAUUAGCGCCUACAUGCCAUUGGUCAGAUUCCUGCUAACAUUUGACAUAGAGGAUGACUUGCAAGUGGCUGAUGCCAGUGGUCGUACUCCAAUAGAUAUGGCACUCUCUCACCAGAACUGGAAGGUGUUUCAACUGUAUCGGUACUAUAGGGAGUACAAGGACGGGCCUGUAAGACUGAGAAGAGCGACGGAAGCUCACGUAAGAUGGGCACCUAGUGAGGACAGGAGAGAAUCGGUUUGACAGAACAGCAGUCAGAAUAGCCUGAUAUGAAGUGACAGCCUUUGCUGGAUUGCUGUAAGUUUCUGGAAUAUUUUGAGAUUACCUUACCACUGCUUGGUACACAUUUUUUGUACUUUAUUAAUAAAAUUUUAUACCUAGAAAUAUAA